This is a messenger RNA of Monascus purpureus, 1005 nucleotides long. Lineage: Eukaryota; Fungi; Ascomycota; Eurotiomycetes; Eurotiales; Aspergillaceae. The record is from the annotation of a GenBank genome assembly.
AUGGGCUCCGGGUCAUCCCCUCCUCCAGGGCCAAAGCCCAAGUCUGCUAUUCCCUCACAUCUAUACAACGGUGGUUCUCCGUUGCACCAGUCUACCAGUGCGGUGCAUGCUAGUGAACGUGAUAGCCUCAAUUCUUCUAUUCGCUCAUCCUUCAGUGCUCGCAAACCCAUCGAAUUCGACUCCCCAGGUACAGUGACCCAGUCCACUACAAGCGAUGUCAUCACCGUGAAUGGUGCCAUUCGCAACCCGGUGGCUAUCAGGCCUACCUUGCGUGAUCCUCCUCGAGACCCGAGAGACCAAGGCGGCCCAUUGACUCCGCCAGCGACAGUUAGUCGACCAGCGAGCCCAUAUACUCUGAACCCACCAAUUGACUUUGAUGGGCUCAGCUGGCCCUGUCCCGGAACAAGGGCACGGUUGGAGUCAACCCCUGAACAGAAUGAGGAGCGAAUUAAGAAACUAUCUGGAGCUGUGAGGACUAUUCUGGAGUGUAUCGGGGAGGACCCUGAAAGAGAGGGUCUUCGCGAAACACCCGAACGAUAUGCGAAGGCCAUGCUUUACUUCACUAAAGGCUAUGAGGAGAAUGUGCGCGACUUGGUCAAUGGUGCCGUUUUCCACGAAGACCAUGACGAGCUGGUUAUCGUGAAAGACAUCGAGGUAUUCUCUUUGUGCGAGCAUCAUAUGGUCCCCUUCAUGGGCAAGAUGCACAUCGGAUAUAUUCCUGAUCGCCGUGUUCUCGGUCUUUCAAAACUCGCUCGCUUGGCAGAAAUGUUUUCCCGGCGACUCCAAGUCCAGGAGCGUCUUACAAAACAGGUCGCUCUGGCGAUAUCUGAAGUCUUAAAACCAAGGGGUGUUGGAGUUGUGAUGGAAUCAUCACACCUUUGCAUGGUUAUGCGUGGCGUGCAGAAGACAAGCAGCACCACAACAACCAGCUGCAUGUUGGGUUGCAUGCGGUCGAGCGCAAAAACCAGGGAAGAGUUCCUAACCCUUCUAAACAGCCGGAGAUAG